AUGACCUGGAAUUCCUGUGGUCAAAGGGAUCCGAGCCCACAUUCUUGCCCAAGCGGUCUUAUGUUAAGAUCCCAGUCUCCACUCAUUUGCCCAACUUCGACGCCAUCAUUGAUUUUUGUUACUCCUGUGUCUCGGAAACAGCUGAGGAGCACAGAAGUUAUUUCAGGUGUUAUGAACAUCAGAGGUCGUUCAGACAAUGGCCCUGGUUUCGUGGGCAUCAAAUUCUGUCAAGAGUGGUAAGAUGAGUGUAAAAGUGAUAAUGUUUGAAAGAUAAUAAGCUUUUACAGGAUGUUGCAGAGAUCGAUGAUCGAUCAAUGCCUCAUCAAAAUAAGAUGCUCGCAUUGAAGAAGAGUUUUAUUCAAAAUUGGUAUAUUUUCAAGAACAUCUUAAUGCAGUUUGUGCUUUAACAGAAGGAAGAAAAAAAGCACCUUGUUUCAGUGAAUGGGCUUGAACUUGAUUAAGUUUGCGCUGUAUUUUUUCUCCUCAGCAACAACAUGUUGUAUCCAUCUGAAAGGAAAGGACAAAGAAAAAAACAAAAGUUUUUUAUUGUAUGCUCCUCAGCAACAACAUGUUGUAUCCCUCAGAACAAAAUUUUAUUUUCAUUUUCAGUUUUAUACACUUGUAUAUAAAUUAAAUUGCAGUACAUACUUUAUUUUGUUCCAACUUGAGGACAAUAGAAAAGCUUUUAUACAGUCCACACUAUCUUUCUGUUUCACAUUUUGGGAUUCAGUGUGGUUAAAUGAAAUACACAAUAGGUGCGGUUACACUGGACACUUUUACUGCGAAAAAAUUGGUGUGGUGCUUGUGACCAGACCUUUCCAAGAUAAAUUUACCAUGGAAAAUAUCCAUGGUUAAAUCAAAAAGAAGAAAGAAAUCGCCCAUGACAUUUAACAUGGUAAAUAACUAGGGUUUUUCGAUACCCAAGGUAAGAGAGCCAAUCAGGUUUCUUCGUUCGACACUAACAGGAAACUGCAAAAAUAUAAUUGCUUUUUUCAACGGGUUUCUUUCAUGAGAUUUAGAGGGAAAUCAAUUUUGACAUAGCAGAUUUCGCAUUAAGAUCAAAGUAAUAGGGAAAUUUUAAGAUAAAUUUUGAACUGGUUUGUUGGGCUAGAUUUAGGAAAGAUAGUUAUUUCCCAAAAAUACACUCUAUUACUGGCAUGUAAUCAAAAAGUGGAAUGCAGCUGAACUGUAAAAUGAAAUCUUUGGUCAAGAUUUAAAGAAAGAAAAAUGCUAUUUACCUUAUUACUUGCUAAAUUAUCAGGACUAACAUCAGGGCUGUCAAUAAGGGCUGGUAGCCAGCCAAAACCCACCGGCUAGUUAGCCAUCCUUAGAUGGCUACUUUCAUUUCCUUCUACCACUGCUAACAAAAAAUAAGCACCAUGGAAUAAAAUUGUAAAGCAUCCAUUUCCCAGUUUUGAAUGACACUGAAUGCAUAUUUAAACAGGUUUAGAUCUGAGAAAUUUUCAAACUCUGCGAUGUCGUGGAACACAUGGGACAUUUUGACCGCAUUGUUCCCAGUCUUGCAAGUAUUCUGACAAAACAGCAAGGUGUCCACGGUGGGAAAUACAUCUUGAAAAUCUCUGGAAAUGCCAUUUCCGAGACCCUAAAUUUCAAAAUGUCCCUAGAUGCCUCGGCCCUCAAGAACUUGUACAGCUUACCUUUGGUGCGAGUUCCAAAGCUGCCUACUAUUUAUCAGCAUCUGUUGAUUGUAGUUUCUUACCACCACUAACGUCAUUACUGACCAAAUUUGAAAGAAACUGAUACACAUUGUACAAAAAAUUUGACAAGUGCACAGCUGAUUUUCAUCUCUCUCAGUAUUUCUCUUUAAGUAGAAAGGUUAUCUCAAUAAGGUAUGAGAUGUAAAUUGGCUGUUUUGUUGUCUUGACACAUUGUCCUGACAAAGUUAAUAAGUUCUAUUUCUCAUGUAUAUAAAAAAAAGACACUCGUUUUGAUCUCAUUGCGUACAGUAUUCAAGAGGUAUUAAUUUUAUACUGAUGCACUUACAGAUUGUACUUAUUACAUGUAUGUCCUGAAGUGAUAUCUAUGUUAUUUUUUUAGUGUCGGAACUGUGAUUAUCAACAAGAAGCAGAUAACUGCUGCAUCUAUGUAAACAAAAUCACUCAUGAAGUCAAGUAAGUAUACAUACUGUACAUUGAAUAACCAGUAAUUGAGUUCAGACAACAGGCCCCAUCUAAUUUUGUAAAUAACCCAGUUGAUACUGUGAUGUACUGAAUCAAAUCCCCUUAAUAGGGCUGACAUAUCAUGCUACAUUAGUAGCAGUUACACAGGACACUUUUCCCGUGUUAUGAAUGACUAUUUUACUGUGGGAAAUUGGCGUGGUGCUUGUGACUGGACUUGUCUGAGAUGAAUUUACCACAGGAAAUACCCAUGGUUAUGUCAGAGAGAAGAAAGAAACCGCCCGUGACAUUUAAUUCCGGUGGUAAAUAGUUAGGGUUUUUCGAUACCCAAGGCAAGGGAGCCAAUCUGGUUUUUUCAAUUGACACCAACAUGAAAAACCACAAAGAUGUUUAAUGGGUGUCUUUCCCGUUGUUCAAAGAAACAUCGAUGAUGACAUGGCAGAUUUUAUGUUGCAGAUGAAAGUAACAGGAAAAUUCAAGGGCAAAAUUUUGAGCUAGUUCGUUGGGCUGGAUUUAGGGGCGAUAUUUCCCAAAAAUAUGUUCUAUUUCUAGCAUGUAAUUGAACAGUGGGAUGCAGCUGAACUGUAAAAUGGAAUCUUAGGUCAAGAUUGAAAAAAAUUCUGUGUACUUUUGCUCAGGACUAACAUACUAGUUGAAAUUUCAGCUAAAUUCAUACGAAAAUUUUCUACUUAACAUGAAAUACUGCCAUGAUCGACGGCGACUAUUACUGCAAUAUCACGAUUGAAGCCAUAAAAGCGCCUAAAUUACAUGUACCUUGAGAAUUAAUUUACGUGUUUAUGUUACCACGGCAAACUAAACCCAAAUUGAAUUUACCGCAGCUUUUUGUACCGUGGUAAGUGCCUUUUAUCUUGGUGUGUGUAGACCCCGCACCCUAUUGUACAUGUACAUGUUGUUUCAUGCUGACUGGCAUGAUAAAUUUUCCAGUUUCGAAUUCAUUGCGGCUUCUAAAUAGAAGCAUUGAAGACUCAUUUAUACAGGUUUAGCCUUGACCUAAGGUAAAUAUUGGUAUAUUCACAAAUUCCAGUCAGAAGAAGACCUGUUUACAACUGUGUCUAUUGUUUACUUAAAUUCAGGCACCUUCUCGCCAAUAUUUAUGAAUAUUUUACAUUAAGUCGAGGCUAACCAUGUACAAAUGACUCUUUGGCACUUUUAUUCUGCCAGCGGCCACAAAAAAUUUGAAACUGGACUAUUAGCAUAACUGUAGCUUGACUUGAUUUCAGAUUUUAAAUUGAAUUCAGUCAAAUGUUCAUAAAACUAAAAAGCCCCCUUUUUGUUACAUAGCAUUUACCUGACAUUUAUAGUUUUUAUAUUAAGUUUGGCAUGGCAUUAGUAUGAUUAGCCUGUGAAAACAGCCAACAUUUUGCAAUGCUACCGGUGUUUUUCCUGAAAAAAAUGGCAUCAUACCCAGAUCUGGGUAGUGCUGAUUGGGUGAAGCACAUUUCCAACCAAUCAGAAGCUCUACCCAGAUGUGGGUAGUGCACAUCAUCAGUAUGGAAUUUCUGUGCUCGUUUCGCAGACAUCAUUUUUCGGGGAAACCACCAGUGGCAUUGCGAAACAUUGGCUGUUUUUCUCAGGCUAUAGUUUGACAUUUGUGUUGUCCUGCUGCUGUACAUGUGUGGAAUAACUGAGCUUGCUUGGAACACAUCACCCACAUGACUUGGUUUUGAAUGUCAUGUUUCAAAAACCUAUUGUCAUGUCACACUCUUUUGAACAAGUCUAGGAGGCUUAAUGCCUCUCAUACCCUAUCAAGGGAGUUGUUUUCCUUUGUUUAUCACUAUCCACUUAAAGAAAGAAUCAUGUGGAGCCUGUAAAAAAAACUGAUUGAUGAAUGUUUUACCUUAUAAUCAAUGCAGAAAUUAAGGGAUUGGAAGCACUCUUGGGAAAAUAACAGUCAAAUCCUGAAAUGGGCCUACUAUGCCUGGAGUAUUUCACAUAUCCCCAAUUUAUUACAACAAAUUUGCAUGUACAGUGUUGUAGGAUGCAAUUACCAUUAACAGUAAAACAGUUUUUUUGACAUUUAAUUAUUAUUUUUUAAAUUUUAUUUUCAUGAACAGUGAACUGACCCAGAUUGUUACGGAUGUGACUGCUGACCCAACAUUACCCAGAACAGAUCAACAUGAAUGCCCAAAGUAUGCUGUUGCUCUCAUAAAAAUUAGAUAAUGAUAAUAAUAAAAUUAUAAUAAUUAAUAUUAUUUUCAUUAUUAUUAAUUAUUAUUAUAUAGGUUUUAUUAUUAUUAUUAUUAUUAUUAUUGUCUCUAUUAUCACAGUCUUUGCUGGUGUUCUUUUUGUGCAUCUGCCGGGCGCAAACCAUGCACCUAGAGCGUCAGUCACUCAAGUCAAUCAUUCUGUUCAUACACUGAGCACCUUUCUGAGGAUUCGUGCAGACCCCAGCAUGCAGAUCUUUUGAAUCUCUGUCAUAUUAGCUCUUUCUGAUACUUUCUUGAUGUUUUCUACCAUACCCUUCUUCACUGUACCAAGCGCACCAACAACCACAGGGAUCACUACGGUUUUCAUAUGCCACAUUCUCUGUAUUUCUAGUUCUAGGUCUUUGUACUAGCAUUUUUUUUCAGUUUCCUUCAGUGCGAUGUUUCUAUCUGAUGGAACAGUCAUAUCAAUAAGUUUGCAGGUGGAAUUCACUGAAUCUUUAACGAUGAUAUCUGGUCUGUUCGCUGUUAUAGUUCUAUCAGUAUUGACUGGCAUGUCCCACAUGAUGGUGAUGUUGUUAUCUUUAUUGUGUAUCACGGUCUCUGGUUCGUGUUCGUACCAUUUGUCUGUAAUCUCUAUAUCAUGAUCUUUACAUAUGCUCCAAUGGAGAUAUUAUUAUUAUUAUUAUUAUUAUUAUUAUUAUUAUUAUAUAUACUGAUGUUGGGAAAACACACAAAAAAAAUUAUUAUUAUUAUUAUUAUUAUUAUUAUUAUAUAGGUUUGCUCUCUUCUCAACUUUCUCAAUGAACCUGUGCAAAAAUGUUUGCUAUGCAGGCUACUUUUGAACAGGCUUGUUUAUCAUUUUAUUUUUGAUUCAUUUACAUAUGGCUUUUGUAGUGUUUGUUUACAGUUAGGUGAUUUCUAUGUUGUAGUUAAUUUUUUAUUUCAGAUAUUUAAUUUUGGUUUUUCCUUCGUUUCAAAUUCAUUUGCUUACAUUACCAUACCCAAAAACAAUGGAAAAAUAAAAAUUACCUGAUAUAAAAAAAUUAACUACAACAUCUAUCUUGCUAUUUUGGUUAAGGUGUGGCCACCGGGAAGCAGUGUUUUUCCAGUCCCAGUCCAGCAAAGCAGAUGUAAGUGUUCUCUAACCUAUACAGAUAAAGAUGUACAGUGAUUCUGAGUUCCUAAACCCAUAUAGCCUGCUCCAGGCGUUCAGAUAUUAUAUAUACUGAUGUUGGGAAAACACACACAAAAAAACUUGUAACAAUUUUGUUUGCUGUUAUUUUCCUUAGUCGACACCAUAGCUUUUAAUAGUAGAAGAGACCUGGUUUUAAAAGGUAGCAAACACCAAAGAUAAUAACAAUACUGCUGCAGUUUGUGCUGGGGCUCCCUGAAGGUGCUCCGUCCUUUGUUUCUUGUUCAAAAAUUGUGACAGAGCACGUUAAUGCGACGUUAUACUGUUAAGGGUGAAAGUCGUUACGAGAAUAAAGAAUAAUCCAGCCUGAGAAAACAGCCGACAUUUGGUGACGCAACCACUGGGAAACCAGUGGUGGCAAAAUGUUGGCUGUCAUCUCAGGCUAAGAGUACAUGUAACUUUACUUUUAAUUUUUCUUGUCAAAUGCUUUAACAAGCAACUGACCAUCCAGUCUCUCGAAAGUAAUAUCAAGUUAGUAAUACCUAAGAAAAAGAAUAGAAAAAUAUUUAAAAGUAUUAUUUUAUAUCAUUCACACCCACUCUGUUUUUGUUUUGGCAGCAAAUGAGAUUGUACUAUGUUUGUACAGCAGUGAACUGUGGUAACAGAUGGACUGAAUAAGCAGUCAAAGUUAAAGUGAAAGAAAAUAUUUAUUGACUUCUUUUUGAGCGUCUCAUGUUUGUGGAAGAAGACGAAGGACGUUGCCGUGCUCGCUUUGCAUCACCAGAAAGAUGUUCUUCAUGAGACUAUUUCACUAAUGUACACCGUAAAGCUCCGCAUUUCGUUUGUAUUUUAAUUAAAGACCGUAAACUUUUUCUAUGAAACAAAGCUUCUUGUUUUAUAUCCAGUCUAGUGUUUCAUUUCAUGUAGUUUACGUUAAAGCUUGGUCGAACGAUCCAAAUAAUUGUAGGAUUCUCUAGUGAUUUCCCUUCCUAAGUGUUACACGUGUAAAAGGGGUUACUUCACAACUUAUUACAGAUUCACACUGGCCCUUGAACCUGCUUUAAUAAUAACAUGAAAAUGUUUAUUUGAAGCAUUGUAUCGAAAACGAAGCUCAGGAAGCUAAUCAGAAGGAGUUUAAAGAAUUAAAUGCCUUCGUCUUUCGCUUGGACUUACGUUUGUGCUGCGUCAUUGUUUUUCACGCGAAAUAAAAAACUGCAAAAC
Molecule: messenger RNA, 6659 nt
Organism: Porites lobata
Lineage: Eukaryota; Metazoa; Cnidaria; Anthozoa; Scleractinia; Poritidae
Source: the annotation of a GenBank genome assembly